This is a messenger RNA of Miniopterus natalensis, 939 nucleotides long. The record is from RefSeq and is a predicted model, not a curated record. Lineage: Eukaryota; Metazoa; Chordata; Mammalia; Chiroptera; Miniopteridae.
AUGGGGGUCCCCUCAGUCCUGCCCCCCCCUGCAGCCAGUGACCAGGCUGGCUGUCCAUCCCACCGUCCUUGGGGCCACAUGCUACUGUGGACAGCUCUGCUCUUCCUGGUUCCUGCAGCCGGGACCCCUGGUCUCCCAAAGGCCGUGGUGAGCCUCCAGCCCCCCUGGGUCAAUGUGCUCGAGGAGGACAACGUGACUCUGAGCUGCCAGGGGGCCCACAGCCCUGGGGACCACUCCACCCUGUGGUUCCGUGAUGGGACCCCCCUCCUGACCCAGGUCCAGCCCAGCUACAGCUUCAAGGCCAGCAGCAAAGACAGCGGGGACUACACGUGCCAGACCGGCCAGGCCAGCCUCAGCGACCCUGUGCAUCUGGAUGUGACUUCCGCCUGGCUGCUGCUCCAGACCCCUCACCUGGUGUUCCAGGAGGGAGACACCAUUGUGCUGAGGUGCCACAGCUGGAAGAACUGGCGUCUGUACAAGAUUACAUUCUUCCAGGAUGAAAAACCCAAGUGGUUUUCCCAUGCAAAUUCCAGUUUCUUCAUCCCACAAGCAAACGUCAGUCACAGCGGCGAGUACCACUGCUCGGGAUUCAUAGGGCAGAUGUCACACUCAUCACGGCCUGUGAGCAUCACUGUCCAAGUGCCCAGCUCGAGCAAAGCCUUCCUGAUUGUGACCACGGUUGUGGCUGUGGUUGCUGGCGUUGUUGCUGUGGCUGGUGUGGCUGCCGUGGUGGCUUGGGUCUGCUUCAGGCGACACCAAAGUCCAGGAACCCCUAAGAACAGGGAAAUGGGAGACACCCUACCUGAGGAACCAGCCAACAUCACCAAUGCCGAAGAGGCUGCCAAAGUGGAGGCUGAGAAUACAAUCACCUACUCCCUCCUUCUGCACCCUGAAGCUCCAGAGGAAGACACAGGGCCCUCGGAUUACCAGAACUUGUAG